AUGGCGACUUCAGGACUGGCCGAGACGUUCCUCGGGGCGAUCCAGGCGUCGGUGUCGGUGCUGCUCGUGAUAUCCUAUGGCGGCAUCGCGGCACACUUGGGUCUGCUCGACGGCGACAACACAAAGGCAAUCUCCAAAGCAUGCGUGCGCAUGUUCUUGCCGGCGUUGCUCAUCACGCAGGUCGGCUCGCAGCUGGAGCUGGCCAAUGCCCGAGACUACGGCAUUGUCCUGCUCUGGGCAAUGCUGUGUCACCUGCUCUCGUUCCUGAUGGGGGUCUUUGCCCACCUGGUGCUGGGCAUGCCGGACUGGACGACGGUGGCGCUCAUGUUCAACAACACGACAAGUUACCCGCUCCUUCUCAUUAGCGCGCUGCAGGAGACGGGAAUCCUCGAGUCCCUACUCGCACGAGACGAGUCGGUGCAAGAGGCCAUUGGGCGGGCCGAGGCAUACUUCCUGAUCUUCGCGACGGUCUCCAGCUGUCUGACCUUUGCGGUUGGCCCGCGACUCAUUGACAGUGAGCAUGCGCCGGAGCAGGCCAAGGAAGACGACCCGCCGACACCCGAGCAGAGCUUGAGUGCCGAUGCCGAGGAGCCUGUCAGUGAGAGGAGCAGACUGCUGGGGCCGGAUCAGUACAAUGGCGAUGAGACGUGGAACGACAACAGGUUUUGGCCGAGUCGACGUCGUGCCUCGGACGCCAGCCGGCACACGCAUCGCAGAGCUUCGCUCGUUCCCAAGCUGCGCUGGUCACGGCUUGGUCCGCGGACACAGUGGUGGCUCCUCUUCCUGGGCGACUUUGUCAAUGCGCCGCUGGUUGGUGCCCUCGCCGGCACGCUGGUCGGCCUUACGCCCGCCCUGCACCGGGCCUUUUUCAACGAGACGACCGACGGCGGCGUGCUGACCGCGUGGUUGACGGCCUCGCUAAAGACCAUCGGCGGGCUGUUUGUGCCGCUGCCAGUGGUUGUCGCAGGGGUGUCGUUGUACACCUCCCUCAACGGCGCGGGACGCCACGCAUCAAGGCUGCCAUGGCUGCCCGUGGUCUUCAUCACUCUGGUGCGCUUCGUGGUGUGGCCCCUGGUGUCCAUUGGCACCAUCUAUGCGCUGGCGAGAGAGACAGGAGUGCUGGGCGAGGACCCGAUGCUGUGGUUCACCAUGAUGCUCAUGCCAACAGGGCCCCCGGCCAUGAAGCUCAUCACGCUGGUGCAGGUCAGCGAUGCGAGCGCCGACGAGGAGAUGAGCAUUGCGAAACUGCUGGCUCUAUCAUACGUCAUCUCUCCUGUGCUCUCUGUCGCAGUCGUCGGCAGCCUGCGGGCAAGCCAGGCUUGCAACAACAGCUGA
Microdochium trichocladiopsis is the source of this 1335-nucleotide messenger RNA. RefSeq names its product auxin efflux carrier. Lineage: Eukaryota; Fungi; Ascomycota; Sordariomycetes; Xylariales; Microdochiaceae. The transcript is spliced from 2 exons. Gene Ontology annotation, biological process: transmembrane transport. The record is from RefSeq and is a predicted model, not a curated record. Gene Ontology annotation, cellular component: membrane; endoplasmic reticulum. Bases 1 to 1335 code for a protein of 444 amino acids.